AAUUCUUUCGACGAUCAAGAUUUCAUCCAAAGAAUUAUCUUACUUGGUCUAUCUGGUCCCACCCAAACUACGUGGACAUGACAAGAAAGGCGUAGAGGCUUCUCGAAACGCCCGGAGCACCAAUGUCUCGUUUAUUAGUGGAAUAGAUAUAAUACCACGCUGGAAGCAACCAAUGAGACACUUCCAGAUGAAGGACUGAUCUAUCGCCAACGAUAAAUACACUCCCACCCUCACUUUGGACACCGGAGUUUGCUACAUAUCUCAGCUUCAAGAAGCAGACGCAGCAGCAGCAUCUAAUAUGUCUCUCGUCCACAACAUGUUGUUGGGUCGUCACAGCAACAUCUUCGAUGCACUCCGUGGCUUUCCCUCGGAUGACUCCGGCGCAGACGACAUCCACAUGGACUGGAAGGAGACCCCGGAGGCGCAUGUCUUCAAGGCCGACCUCCCGGGGGUCAGAAAGGGGGACGUGAAGGUGGAGGUGGAGAACGGCAGGGUCCUCUCCAUAAGCGGCGAGCGAAGCGGGGAUCCGAUCGAUGACAAGGAGAAGUGCGAGUGGCACUGCUCGGAGAGGAGCCGCGGCAGGUUCUACAGGCGGUUCCGGCUGCCGGAGGAUGCGAAGGCCGAUGAGAUGAAGGCCUCCAUCGAGAACGGGGUGCUCACCUUGAUAGUGCCCAAGCGGCAGAUGAAGAAGCCCGAGGUAAGGUCCGUUGAGAUCACAGGCGGAGCAGCGAGCAAGAAGAGGGGCAAAGAGAAGGACGUCGUUUGCUGCAGCUUUUGGCCUCUCUGAUUUGGGUGCAACUGUUGCCUUGGAAGCUCUCGUUCAGCAGUAGUUUUUGCCAAGUACUUCGAGUGACUUUUGUGGUGUCAUUUGCACGUAAAUAUUGGUUUGUGCAUGGUGAGAAUGUACAAAAGUGCUUUUGGAAUUACAAAUCUUAACGUGUUCUACGUAUGCUUGAGCCCAAGUCCGAC
Molecule: messenger RNA, 969 nt
Organism: Musa acuminata subsp. malaccensis (wild Malaysian banana)
Lineage: Eukaryota; Viridiplantae; Streptophyta; Magnoliopsida; Zingiberales; Musaceae
Product: 18.1 kDa class I heat shock protein
Biological process (GO): response to hydrogen peroxide; response to heat; response to salt stress
Source: RefSeq, a predicted model, not a curated record